Messenger RNA from Anoplophora glabripennis (Asian longhorned beetle), 1998 nucleotides. RefSeq names its product 4-coumarate--CoA ligase 1. The transcript is spliced from 4 exons. Gene Ontology annotation, molecular function: long-chain fatty acid-CoA ligase activity. Lineage: Eukaryota; Metazoa; Arthropoda; Insecta; Coleoptera; Cerambycidae. The coding region runs from base 239 to 1897 and encodes 552 amino acids. The record is from RefSeq and is a predicted model, not a curated record. Gene Ontology annotation, biological process: fatty-acyl-CoA biosynthetic process; long-chain fatty acid metabolic process.
AUCUCUGAAAAUGUAGUGUUGGCUUGUUCACUAUGAAUGAGCCAUGUGUGAGUGUGUGUAUGUGUGUAUGAUUAUCAGUGAUGUCGCACAAAACAAAUUAGUAUUUUAAUUUAUUCUAGGAUUUUUAAUUAUUGCAUACCAGCGUAUAAGCGCAAGGUCGGGCUGGGGUAAAGUGUGAUGUUUUCAAAUAUAAAUCGAAAAUCCCAGUAAGUAGUUCAGGCAACGCGUGGUAUUGAAAAUGUUUUCCAUAGAAGAUAAUAUUAUUAAAACUGAAGACAUCGUGUUCGACGCCAAAUCCCUGGGGGGCGUGGGGAAGGUUUUCUUCAACUGCAUGAAGAAGAACGGGAGUAAAAUUGCACAGACAGACGCUGCCACAGAUCAAUCCGACAGCUUCGAAUCUCUACUGCAACGCAGCGUCAGAACCGCCAUCGCUCUCAAGAAAAGAGGCAUCGGAAAGGGCGACAUCAUCACAGGUUGUUCGAACAACCACUUGGAAGCGUCUGUGCCCAUCAUCGCUUCCAUCUUUAUAGGCGCCAUACCAUGUUCCUUAGAUCCCAGCCUCUCGUUCUUCGAAAAGAGCGAGCUGUUGCACCAGGUGAAGCCUAAAAUAGUGUUCACCGUAGAAGAAUCCUUGGGAGAGAUUAAGGCGGCUCUAAAAAAUGCUGAGCUUGACUCCGAGGUGGUUGUCUUUGGACAAACUACUACUUACACAGAGUUUCAAGAGUUCAUCCAACCUCAGCAGGGCGAGGAAGACUUCCAACCUGUCGUCGUAGAUGAUCCCAAAGACACAGUCGUCAUUAUAUUCAGCAGUGGCACUUCUGGGUUCCCAAAGGGCAUAUGUUUGAAUCACUACUACUUCUAUUUUGUUUCCCCUUUGGUGCCCAGGGCUAAAAAUUGGGAUUUGGACGAGGAAAGGAUGAAAUUCGAACUUUCAAAGAGGGAGGGUAGCAGCUUCCUCAACUACGGGUCUCUGUAUUGGUCUUCAGGAAUCAUGGGGUUAUUUCUAUCAGCUGUAACGGGACUGCGCAGAUUGCUGUGCAAUAAUUUCGACGCCAAGGAGUUUUGGUACUUAAUAGGAAAAUACCAGGUCAUCGGGGUCUUCUUGACGCCAUUUCAAGUAACAGAACUGGUGAAAUGUGGAAAACCAAAUGACGCAGAUACCAGUUGGCUCCUUAGACUCUCCACCGGAGGAGCAGCUCUGUCAAGAAAGUAUAUAUUCGCCCUUCAGGAGUUGCUGCCCGAUACGGAUAUCAUCCCAACAUAUGCUCAAACAGAGGUUGGAAUGCUCACCGCUUUUCAGAUCCACAACAAAGCACACAGGGAGUAUUACAAGAAGAAUCCCGACACAGUGGGACUACCUGUCAGAGGAGUUUGGUAUAAGGUGGUUGACCCGGAAACUGAAACAGUCCUAGGCCCCAACGAACCCGGCGAACUGCGAGUGAAAAGUAAGACCGUAAUGAACGGUUACUACAAUAGAGACUUCUCCAACCGCUACGACAAAGACGGCUGGUUCCGUACCGGCGACAUAGUGAAGUACGACGAGAACGGUUACUUCUACGUGGUGGAUCGCCUCAAGGAGAUGUUGAAGUACAGGGGAUGGCACAUACCACCGGCCAUUCUGGAGCUGGAACUUUCCCACCAUCCCGCUGUCAAACGGGUCGUGGUGAUAGGAAAGCCUCACGAGGAAGACGGGGACCAUCCCAUGGCGGUGAUCGUUCUGGAGGAGGACGCCAAGGACGUCACAGCUAAGGACAUCGAGAGGUACGUGGAGGAGAGGGUGGACGAGAAGCAGAGGCUCAGGGGAGGGGUGAAGUUCGUCACCAGCAUACCCAUGACACCCUCGGGGAAGAUAAAAAGGAGAAAAUUGAGGAGAAUGGUGCUGGACGGGAGGAUCUAGUAGGAUUUUCCAGAAAAAAUACUCAGUCGGAGAAAGUACACUCGUUUGUUUAUGAAUUGUAAAUAUUGGGAAGUGUAAAUAAAAUAGGUAUAAUUUGGUCA